ACUUGAACGGCAAGCCGCUGAUUGGCCUCGGCCCGGAGUGACGUCAGGAGGCUGUGAAUAAGGCUGGCUCGUGUGCUUUCAGGAACAUGCAGAACACCGGAGGCUGUUCGGGGAUCGUCAUCAGUCCUGCAACGAGAUGUCACGCGCAUUCUGUUCACACUAGCAUCUUUCUUUCACCUCUUCUGUCUUACCGAGGAAAACAGCACGUUACAGAGGGACACGCACUUUUCAAACGCGUUUGGUCAUUGCAUCUUUCAGAGGGACGUAUACAGUGGAUACGUGGACAUGGUAAAGUGCACUCCAGUGUCUCUGGGCUCGCGUGUCUCCUGUGUUGAAGACCGGUUGCGUUAGAUGCUCGCUUAUGAAAGACUUGAAUGAACAUCAUCACCAAUGCUUCACCUUGUUGACAACGGCGACUUGCUUUUUCCGCAAUGAUGUCCAUGUCUUUGUAGCCAACGAACAGUUGGUGUUUUGAAAGAUUUCUCUAUGCUGGCUUCAUUUGUGCAUCUCAGAAUUUGGGAAGGAAGAGGAUGAGAAAUAAUGACUGACAACUGAAGCACUACCUCAUGAGAAGAUCCUCUUUUAUCAUCUUGAUUUUGGACCGCUACAGGUCCAUCCGCAUACACAAAAGUGGGGAAAACAGGAGCAGCAGACCCUCAGGUUGUGGACACCACGGCAGUAACUGUGGGAGCACAUCCAAAGACGAUGGUCCACUGUGCGGGCUGCGAGAGGCCUAUAUUAGACAGGUUUCUCCUUAAUGUUCUGGACAGAGCAUGGCACAUCAAGUGUGUACAAUGCUGCGAGUGCAAAUGUAACCUAACAGAGAAAUGCUUCUCUCGAGAAGGAAAACUCUAUUGCAAAAACGACUUCUUUAGGCGCUUUGGAACGAAAUGCGCAGGUUGUGCUCAGGGGAUCUCGCCGAAUGACUUGGUCCGGAGGGCACGGAGCAAAGUCUUUCAUCUGAACUGCUUCACAUGCAUGAUGUGUAACAAGCAGCUAUCAACGGGGGAGGAAUUGUAUAUCAUAGACGAAAAUAAAUUUGUCUGUAAAGAAGAUUAUUUAAGCAGCUCGAACGGAAAAGACGCCAAUCUCCUUUCAGUUACAGCUUGCAGUGACCCUAGUUUAUCGCCAGAUUCGCAAGACCAGCUACAGGACGAUGUCAAGGAUGCGGAAAGCGCAAACUUAUCGGACAAAGAAACGGGUAACAAUGAAAAUGAUGACCAGAACCUCGGAGGCAAACGGAGAGGACCGCGUACCACGAUUAAAGCAAAGCAGUUGGAGACACUGAAAGCGGCAUUCGCGGCGACCCCCAAACCAACCAGACACAUCAGGGAGCAACUGGCGCAGGAGACGGGGCUCAACAUGCGAGUUAUUCAGGUAUGGUUUCAGAACCGGCGGUCUAAAGAGCGGCGCAUGAAACAGCUGAGCGCGCUCGGCGCGAGGAGACACGCGUUCUUCCGGAGUCCGAGAAGAAUGCGAACGCUCGUGGACAGACUCGAGCCUGGAGAAUUAAUUCCAAACGGCCCGUUUUCAUACUAUGGAGAUUAUCAGAGCGAGUACUACGGCCCGGGAGGGAAUUACGACUUCUUUCCCCAAGGCCCUCCAUCUUCACAGGCCCAGACUCCAGUAGACCUCCCCUUCGUUCCUUCGUCAGGACCCACCGGUACCCCGCUAGGGGGCAUGGACCAUCCUAUCCCCGGCCACCAUCCGUCCAGUGAAGUACAGCGCUUUUCAGAUAUCAUGUCUCACCACCCAGGGGACUCGCCCAGUCCAGAGCCAGGGAUACCUGGGCCCCUGCACAGUAUGUCCUCAGAUGUUUUUGGACCUAGUCCGUCCUUUACAUCCCUCUCCCUCAACGGCACCGGAUACAGCAACCACCUCUCCCACCCUCCAUCAGAAAUGAACGAGGGCACGGUCUGGUAGCUCCUGUGAACGGACAUUUCAGCAGAGAGAAAUUAUGAUAAACAGAGGAGGGAGGGAGGGAACAGGGACACUGGCCGCACAUUCUGGUUAUCAUUUUUGUCCUUUCCCCCCUUUUUUCCAUGUCAUAAAUGUGGUGGGACAGCUCACAGAGAGAGCAGCAGAGGGCAGCAUGGGCAUUGACAUUUAUCUUCUUGAACUCAUUGUGUUGAUGUUCCGUUUCCUUCUUUCUUUCUUUAUCCCAAGUCCGAACUCAAGAAGAGAAAGAAUUUAUACUGUUGACCAGGUCGCUGUAUGAACUCCCAGCACAGCAGAGUCCCUCCAGAAGCUCAAUACGUAUCACCGGUUAAAUCGCCGCUCUAAAACAGCGAUAGCGACACAUUAACAGCGUCAGCUACCGUCAAAGACUUGUCAGCUUUACAGAGAAACACCCAAGGCGGCUGAUCUAACGCUAACCUGCAAUGUUGACUCCAGGAAAGAUCUAAGCCGUCAGACUAAUUUAUUUAUUUGAAAACUCCUCAGACCUCCUUGCCUUUCAAGGCUCUGCCAUACUGACACUUAAACAACCUUUUCGACACUAAAUAUGUUUCUGAAGGCCAGGGAGAAAAAGCUUUUUUUUCUCUCUUUCUGGGCAUAUCCUGUUUUUGUUCCCCAAGAAUUCCACCAAAUCUGAAGAAGUUAGCCUUCAAAAGGCAAAAUGUUGAAAUGUGUACGGAUGGUGAACCCUUUAUUUAAUGGAAGAGAACUUGAAAUGUUGAUAAAUGAAGUCUACCUUCUAAAAUUAUUUUAACAAGGGUCUGAAAGGGACAUAGAACAGUCAACUGUUUACGUAAUAUAUUUAAUUCAGGAGUUAAAAGUAUCAACCAUGAUUUAGAACCUCUUGAUCCAGAAAAAAAUGUUCCAAGCAACCAACCAAACUUUUGUAUUGAUUUUAUUUAUAUUGUAUGAUGGAAGUUUGCUGGGGUUGUGGUUCACUGUGCUAGUUUGUACAAAAUGUUGUUUACAAAAACAAAAAAAACAAAAAAAAUGGAAAAAAAAAACAAGUAGACAGUUGCCAAAUAAAAACAUAGCACAAAUACUGUAAAAGUGCUUUGCACCAUUAUCUGCAGAACGUGUUGAAACAAAGUGUAAGUGUUUAAAAAACAAUAAGAAGUAUUGACUUCUUAAUUUUUUUAGUCUGCUGAAAAAACAUUCAUAAAUUGUUAAUAUAACAUACUUAGACCUACAAGUUUUAUUUUUGUGUCUUUAAAGGAAAAUCCAAACUAUUGAAAUUGAUGGUCAAAUGUGCAGCAAGCAGCUGCUACUUUCUUUAAAUAUCAAAUUCUCAUGGUAUGUCUUUUAUUGUUCUAAUAAACCUAAGCUUACGUGA
Molecule: messenger RNA, 3289 nt
Organism: Rhinichthys klamathensis goyatoka
Lineage: Eukaryota; Metazoa; Chordata; Actinopteri; Cypriniformes; Leuciscidae
Gene: lhx1a
Product: LIM homeobox 1a
Exons: 6
Coding region: 706-1923 (405 amino acids)
Biological process (GO): neuron differentiation; regulation of transcription by RNA polymerase II
Cellular component (GO): nucleus
Molecular function (GO): RNA polymerase II transcription regulatory region sequence-specific DNA binding; DNA-binding transcription factor activity, RNA polymerase II-specific
Source: RefSeq, a predicted model, not a curated record